Messenger RNA from Pochonia chlamydosporia 170, 1374 nucleotides. RefSeq lists its product as hypothetical. NCBI's taxonomy places the organism in Eukaryota, Fungi, Ascomycota, Sordariomycetes, Hypocreales, Clavicipitaceae. The transcript is spliced from 2 exons. The record is from RefSeq and is a predicted model, not a curated record. The coding region runs from base 1 to 1374 and encodes 457 amino acids.
AUGCCUAAGAAAAGAAACCACCUCAAGUCGUUCAAGCCGUCUCUCACGGGAUCAGCGGCGAGCUCGCCAUCGUCUGAUAAACCUGCGAGGAGUGUAAACGAACUUCUCGCGAAUCUUCGCCACUCAGGCGCAGCAUCAUCGUCUUCGCCUUCACCGCCAGUGAAUUCUCCAAGUGUCCCACCUGCUAUCAGAGAGCUACUUCAGAUUCCCGAGACACCGCCACCCGCUCCACGGCGGCCUGUUCGCCAAAGGUUUGACAGCCAUGGUCGCAGACUUCCCGCAGGUCCGGCUCCGCCUCGAAGCUGGGUCUCCCGAAGAAAUGAUGACGAUGCCGCAGCUCCUCUCUCUCGAUCUUUGCGUGUGAAUUUCUCUGGCUUCGACAGAACUACUCUGCCUGGAGCUUGGCUCCCGCAGCAAAAUAGUCUCAUUGACAUCACCCUCAGGCGUUUGGCGAUUGACUGGGACCUUCAUCGCGUGUACAACCAAUAUCAUUUGUAUUUCGUGCCCAGUCAUCUCAAGCCAGCCCUUAUUAGAUAUGUUGGGAUUACGUCGGAUGGCGGAAUAUCACUGUCAGACUUGAAGAUUAUCCUGCUGCCUCCUGAAGGCGUCUACACCGGUGAAGAGUUGGACAUGCAGUCGAGAGCAAAUGCAGAAAUCACUUGCUUGGAUCUGUCAACCUCGAUCGGCCGUUCUCUGAAACUGAGAGACGUAUCAGACAUUUUAUUCAGUGCGACUGGAUCCGAGACGACUGACGAGAUUCAAGAUUCCUGGGAAGCUGUCGACGUCAGUCCAAGCCCCCCACGACUCUUACUCCCCAAUUUGACUCAUCUGUCACUGGCGUUGGACCCUAGAAGCCCACGGGACGUGUCAUGGAAGCAGCUAUUGUCAUUGUCGUCAAAGUUGCCUUCAGUAACGCACUUGAGUCUCGCAUACUGGCCCGAACCGUGUUUGACCCCGCGAGCAAUGUUCUCAACAAUAUCCUCACCACAAGGUCGCAGCAUACCUUAUGGAGGCACCAACUACUAUUCUCACUCAAUAGACCAUGACUGGAGUGAAGCACUUCUCGUGUUGAGAAUGCUCAGCAACAACUUGUACAAAUUAGAGUUUUUGGAUCUGACAGGAUGCGCUACAUGGUUUAAAGCUCUGCAGUUGAGAGACGGCCAUGAUUGCGUCGACUGGUCUGGCUCGUGGGGCAAAGUGACGCUUCUUCGACUCUACACGGGCUGGAAACUGGGAGCAGAGGCCAUGGUAUCAGAUCAAGCGGCAUAUACAUCGGCUUCUGAUACUGCUAAACGUGUGGAAAAACAUAUCGUAGCCAUGAGGGCUGGUAAAGGGCGUUUCAUCACCGUCGAAAGGGACAAUAUAGACACAUAG